AUGAUGGGCAAGACUGUGGCUGCUAUUCUUGCUCUGCUCCUGAUCUCAGCAGUGGGAACACAAGGCAAGGCCGUGCCACGCUCAGCCAUCGAACUCCGGUGCCAGUGCGUGGGCACCCAUUCCCGCUUCAUCCAUCCCAAGUUCAUCCAAAACGUGAACCUCAGCCCAAGUGGGCCUCAUUGCAAAAAUGUGGAAGUCAUAGCUACCCUGACAGAUGGCAGACAAGUGUGCCUGGAGCCCACUGCUCCCUGGGUGAAGGUGAUCAUCAAGGCAAUCCUGGACAAGGCAAACCCCAAACCUGUGGCAGUGUCCUAG
This is a messenger RNA of Acanthisitta chloris (rifleman), 315 nucleotides long. RefSeq names its product interleukin-8-like. Gene Ontology annotation, biological process: chemokine-mediated signaling pathway; inflammatory response; neutrophil chemotaxis. Gene Ontology annotation, molecular function: CXCR chemokine receptor binding; chemokine activity. Gene Ontology annotation, cellular component: extracellular region. The record is from RefSeq and is a predicted model, not a curated record. Bases 1 to 315 code for a protein of 104 amino acids. The transcript is spliced from 4 exons. Lineage: Eukaryota; Metazoa; Chordata; Aves; Passeriformes; Acanthisittidae.